UUCUUUGAUAGACUUAAUAGUUACAUAGUUUUAUAGUAAAAUACCUAAUCACGUAGCAUGUCCUCAGAGCGGGUGGCAAAACAUUUAUUUUGGCUACUAACAGUUUGAACACGCGUACGUAGCCUUUUUUCAGCGGCGACAAGCGAAACCAGUUAUUUAAACAAUGAAGCACCAUUGUUCGCCACAUGACCUUAUGAACGAAAGAAGCUCUUUCUGACGAUCUAUUUCAUCAAUCAUUGAAUUCUCUUCGAAAAAAUAUCAACUUUGGUCAACAUUUGCAAAAUGAAGGCGAUCUAUAUUCUUGUUAUCAUAGUGCUUCUCUCUGAAGUAGAGGGAGGUAAAUUAAUGAAAAAGAUCUUCGCUUGCAAAGCUAAAAACAAGGACGUCUCGUCGAGGAAACGAAGGGAGACUACAAGAGCUGAGAAGGAAGUUCAAGAUAUGUAUGGUAAUUCUCAUAAAGUUAUGGACGAAGAGACGAAAUCCAGGGAGACCCUCGCUAAAGCUGAGGAAAACCUGAAAACUCACUACUUCCAAGGAGACAUGAUGUUGACUCAUCAUCAGCAGACAGUGAUGACCAAUGCAUUCAAAUUUGCUUCUCAAAGAAGCGAUAUUGAAAACCGUGCUAUGAUAAAAGAUGUUGCUCGACUGUGGCCUGACGGAAAAGUCCCGUAUGCUUUUGCUGCGGACAUAGAUGAUGAGGGAAAGAGCGUUGCCAAAAGUGCAAUGGACCAUUGGAUGGAACACACGUGUGUCAAGUUCGCCCCCAGGACAACAGAAAAAGACUUCGUAGAAUUCCAAUUUGCUGAUGCGUGUGCAUCUCGCGUUGGUCGUCUACAAGGAAAACAAGAGAUUCUCAUUGGUUCGCCCCAGGCCAAAUGCAAGGUCGGAAAUCUUAUCCACGAGUUAGGUCAUACACUUGGAUUUUUCCACGAACAUUCCCGACCGGACAGAGACUCCUAUGUCCGAGUGGCUUUCGACCGUGUCCGACCAGGUUUUGAAAUCAACUUCAAAAAGCUGCCAGCUGAUUGGAUAGACUCGCGUGACGUCGCAUACGAUUACGGCUCAAUCAUGCACUAUCCUCGCACCAUAUUUGGCAAGACACCAUGGGAUGAAACCGUAGUACCGCUGGACGCUGCGGCUCAAGUAGGACAGAGGAUCAAGCUUAGUGACCCGGAUAUACUUCAGGCAAAGAAGCUCUAUAGAUGCCCAGACAGAACAACUGUUGUAAAAAUGGCUGUCGAUAAGAAGUAUUUCCUUUUUGUCUUCUUGUUUUUAAAUGGCUCAAUGUCGUAUGAUCUCAAUCAUAAAAGGCAAAUAGAUGAAAUGGUGGAAGGGAAUGAAAUGCUUCUGGAAGGCGAAGACUUGGCCAAAGCUGAGGAGAAUUUAAACAGCGACUUUUUCGAGGGCGAUAUCCUAACUACGCCAGAGCAGAUGAGGAAGAUCAACAAGCUUUUGUUACAUCAUCACGACACAACCGACGCAGCCGACACUGACGUCUCCGACACCAACUCAGCUGAAAGACCGGAUACUCGUGGGCUAAUAAGAAACCUUCGCAGGACCUGGCCUAGUGGGAUGGUUUAUUAUGAAAUUGGUGGUGAUCUUGAUCCUCGAAGAGAACAAAUAAUAGAGGAGGCCAUGGACCAUUGGAGACAACGAACGUGUCUUAAAUUUGCAAGGAGGACGAAUCAGAAAGACUACGUACAUUUUCAAUCUGGAGCAGGUUGUGCAUCGUUUGUCGGUCGUAUCGGAGGAUCUCAAAGACUCGUCUUUGGUAAACAGUGCAAGUUGGGUAAUAUAAUUCACGAAAUCGGCCACGCAAUUGGUUUCUUCCACGAAAUGGCGAGACCUGACAGAGACAAAUUUGUUAAGAUCAACUGGAAAUAUAUUCUACCAGGUCGCCAGAGAAAUUUCCUCAAAUUUACAGAGGCAACAAUUAACUCCCGCGGAGUCGAUUACGACUAUCGCUCCAUAAUGCACUACAGUCGACUGCAUUUCACAAAAAGUCGCGCGGGAAAUCUGGAAACGAUUGUUCCGAGGAUUAAAGGUGCGCCGUUCAUUGGCCAGAGAAUUGGGUUGAGUGUUCUGGAUAUAAAACAAGCCAAGCUACUCUAUAAUUGUGACGGUAAUGUUGCCGGACAAGGAACGAUCCCCAUGGAUGACAUGGGUGAUAGUGCGAUGCAGUGAUUGGCUGUUGAUGCUCGCUGCUGACUGCUGAUUGGCUGAAACACCGUUUAUGGCGGUCAUUGCUGAUUUUGUGGAUUGGGUGGAAAGGACGUCAGAAAGCUGCCAGUUCCUCCAGCGACGGUUUUGAUGUGACAAAGCAUGCUUUUCAACAGCCCCAAAUUCAAUUUCCAAGUUUAGAUUUGUGUCAGACUUGGUUAUAUAGUUAAAGAUGAUAUUGUACAAUUUAUAAUCCUAGUACCCCACCGAAAAACACUUCGGUGAUGUGGGAAACAUACUGAUGAAUGAUAAUGUCUCUAUGUGUUUUCUAACCACACUGAAUUAGAUAAAACCCUAGCUAACCUUACUGCUUUUUGAUAAAAGUUAAAUAGUACUUUUUAAAUAUCAUUUCACAAAACAUUCUAUAACACUUCACAACUCACAA
This is a messenger RNA of Dendronephthya gigantea, 2605 nucleotides long. Its product is annotated as zinc metalloproteinase nas-10-like. Bases 283 to 2184 code for a protein of 633 amino acids. Gene Ontology annotation, molecular function: metalloendopeptidase activity; zinc ion binding. Gene Ontology annotation, biological process: proteolysis. Lineage: Eukaryota; Metazoa; Cnidaria; Anthozoa; Malacalcyonacea; Nephtheidae. The transcript is spliced from 14 exons. The record is from RefSeq and is a predicted model, not a curated record.